Messenger RNA from Naegleria gruberi, 2385 nucleotides. RefSeq lists its product as uncharacterized. Lineage: Eukaryota; Heterolobosea; Eutetramitea; Acrasida; Naegleriidae. The record is from RefSeq and is a predicted model, not a curated record. The coding region runs from base 1 to 2385 and encodes 794 amino acids. The transcript has a single exon.
AUGAAAGAUAAAAUCAUUGUUUCAGAUUACUUUCAUGAAGAGCAAGCUAAACAAAGUUUGAAUUCUUCUACUUUCGAACAACCAUCAUCAAAUUCGAAUAAGAAUUUCCAACGAAUUGCCUCUCCAAUUCAAAUUAGUAACACCACCACUAUUGAAGAAACCUUCUCCACAAGUCAAAGAUUGAGUAAUUCUCUUCGUGAUUCGAAUACUUGUUUCGGAUUAGGUUACAUGCCACUCAACAGCACAAGUGAUGUUGGUUUCAACCAGUAUCCAGUUUAUUGUAAUAAUUUACUAUUCAAUCUAGAUUCUGAUUCAUACUCCUCAGAAGAUCCUUUAUUGUUUAAUUCACAACAAUUAAUUAUUCCUGAGGAAGAUUUGAAAGAUUCGUCAUCUUUCCAAACUAAUCUCAAAUUGGAAAGGUUAGAUUCAUGUGUUUCUGAGAUUUCAACUUCCUCAUCUGAAUGUACUCAAGAAAUUGAGAGAUCUCCUUUAGAAGUCCAAAUUCCAAAACAAUCUCUAUUCGAAAUGGCUUAUUCCUCAUUUAGUUCAGAUUGUGAAAUGACUCCUCGUUCAGAAAGAUCAUCUCCUAGAUUGUUGAAUCCUAAAAUGAAGAAUAAUGUAAGAAUGAAUCAUUUGCCAUCAUUGGAAACUUUACGAAAGCAAGUCAAUUGUGAAUUGAACAUCCAUAAUAGGAAAAUGGAACAAUUGAUGAGUGAAGAACUUCCUUCUUUGAAUGUUAUCAUGGCUGGUUGCUCAUCAAGUGGAAAAUCACAACUCAAGUCCUUGCUUUCCUCAGUUAUGGAAUUCGAAAGUGAACGAAUUCUUCCAAACUCUGAAUCAUAUCCUAAACUUGUUUUCAGACCAAUUUAUAGAAAUUUAGAUCAUGGUACCAGAACCCACCAAGUCACACAAGACGAAUCCCAACUUUCCUAUUACAAAUGGGAUGAAAACAUCUCCAGAUGUUCUGUCAUGUUUCAACCAAUAGAUUCUGACAUUUCAGAUCAAAUCACUACUCAAAGAAUUAUCUUUACAGACAUGCCAGGAAUUGAUUCUCAAGACCAAUGUCCAAAUUAUUGUAAAUUACUUUCACAAUUAUAUGUUGGAAUGUUUGCAAGUGAAAUGAGCGACAAGAUGGUUGAGUAUGGAUUCGAGAAUAUUAAGGCAGGUGGCAGGAUUCAACAAGUGAUGUGCCAUGAUUUGGUAAUGCUAACCAUUCCAAUUGAAUUUAAUGAAAAAGAAUUGCAAAUUACCAAAUCAAUUCAACACUAUUUAGAUUCGAAAGGAAUUCCAUAUUUGGUAGUGGCCACAAAAACUGAUUUAGUUGGCAAUGACAGAAAUAUUCUUGAUAAAAAGAGAGAAUUGGCCAAGCAUCUCAAGAUGAGAUCAUUCGAUAUUCUCACCAUUGGAAUGUCAGGAAAAUCCAAAGAAGGAAUUGAAGACUUUGAAUUAAUUAGAAAUGAUCUUCAUAAGGAAAGUAUGCUCGUACUUCGUCAAUUACUUCUUCAAUUCAAUAAGAAGAGAGAUUUUAUUGAUAAGUACAAGAUGAAUCACUGUGGUUUGUCUCCAAUUGAAAAUUUCAUCAAGUCAACUGCAAUGAAUUUGCUUUACUAUUGGUUGAUUCUUCAUAAGGUGAUUCAUUGGAUAGUUAUUGGUCCUGAUGGAAGUGCAGAUGAGCAACAACAAGUUGCAACUGAGGAUGAACCAAUGAUUCAUCUAGAAGAUAAGAAAGAAAGUGACAAGAUUAUAUUCGAAAAGAAACCUGAAACAGAAACCAAGAUGAUGAUUCCAAAGCAUCGUGAUGAAAUAAUCUGCAAUUCUGUUUUCAUUCCACCUCUCCAAUUUCCACCAGAACAACCAAAAGAAAUAGUCAAUCCUCCUUUCAGAGCUAGUGGACCAUCCAAACUUUCCAUUGUGAAAUUCCCGCCAAAACAAGAAUUGAUUUCAGAUAAAGUUUCAAAUCCGAAAGAAGUUAUUCAACAUUUGAAAGAAGAAGAGAAGAGUCCAUGUGAAGUAAUUAAUUACGAAUUCACUUCAGAAUCUGAAGAAUCUGACGCAGACGACGAAGAAAUUUUAAACGAAGACGAAUGCAUUUACUAUACGAAACCAAAAAAGAAUCAACAACAUGAACACCACCAUAACCUCCACGAUGAUCAUUCUCAACCAAUUAUCAUUCCAUCCAACCAUGAUACUGACCUAGCCGCAUCCAAUUCCAAGCACGAUGAAAGACACGAUCAAGAUUACCACGAUGAAGAUUGUUCUGAAGAAUCCUCAACUUAUUAUUUGUGUUCUAUGAGAAUUUUCCAAUGUUUGGUUGUUUCUUUAUUGUUUGUUCUGGUUUUCCAAUCAUUUGCCUUAUUUGCUUUCCAACAUUUAUCUUCAGUUUAA